Melospiza melodia melodia is the source of this 4719-nucleotide messenger RNA. RefSeq names its product chemerin chemokine-like receptor 1 (gene CMKLR1). Gene Ontology annotation, biological process: inflammatory response; phospholipase C-activating G protein-coupled receptor signaling pathway; complement receptor mediated signaling pathway. The coding region runs from base 1606 to 2694 and encodes 362 amino acids. Gene Ontology annotation, molecular function: G protein-coupled receptor activity; complement receptor activity. Gene Ontology annotation, cellular component: plasma membrane. NCBI's taxonomy places the organism in Eukaryota, Metazoa, Chordata, Aves, Passeriformes, Passerellidae. The record is from RefSeq and is a predicted model, not a curated record. The transcript is spliced from 3 exons.
GGUGGGGACACUGGGCAGCACAAGGGACGGGAUGGGGUGGCAGAGUGACGGGGCACAUCCAGCCUGUGCCAGGUCGGUGUUUCUCAUGGUUUUUAUAAUUUUUUACUGCGUUUCUCACUGUCCUGAGGCAGCUCCUCUGCACCUGAGCACCCACCACAGGUGCCACAAGUGUGGAAUAUCCCGGAGCUGCCACCCCAUCCUGGUUGUCCUGGGAGAGAGGGACACGGGGGAGCCGGUCACGAGUCCCCAGCCCGGUUCCACACGGGGAUUGGCACAUCCCUGCCCGGUUCACACUUCUGGGGCUUCUCCUUUCCCCGGAGCAGCCCCACGAACCGGCACAUCAGCAUUUUUUCAGCCCUGAUUCAGCUCGGGGAUGUUGCGACACGGAGUUGUGCAAAGCUGGCAGUGCCUCCGAUUCCUCUUUCGGGGCUCUCACGGGAGCUGCCCCGCGUGGGACGGGGUCAAUGUCCCCACCUCGGGCUCCCACCUGCCGCCACUCCCUGCUGGCAUCACCCCCUGUCCCCUGCUCACACGGGGCUGGUGCUUUCCCAGCUUUGAGCUGGGAUUUGUCCCCUGGAAAACUCGUUGUGGGUCUUGGUGGCACAGAGCAGGUGGGGGCUCUGGUGGAAGAGCCAGCGCGGUGCAGCUUUUGCUCCAGGUGUUUUGUAUCUCCCUCUGGAUGAGCUGUCCUGGCUCAGGGCAGGGAUUUGUGUCUGGGGAUUUGUGUCCAUCCAGGCUCAGCUUGCUCGGGAUCACCGGCAAUUUCCAGCUCCUGAGGUCAGGAUGGUUGGGGACAGCCCUUGGCUGUCUCUUUAGGGUACAAACCAGGCCAGGUUUGCUGAUUUCCUCACUGGGAAUGCACUGUGGGAUGGGCAGGACCUGAUGAGCAGCUUCUCCUCUUCCCUGCACCCCAGGAAAGGCUUUGGGCUCCCCCUCUCCUGUGUGAGUGAGGCCAGGAGCAUCCCAGGGGCAGGGCGUGGAUUUGGGGAGCAGGAUGAGGGGUAGCCACGGUGGAGGAGCCCAAGGGGACCCUCUGGGGAUACCCAAACCCUUCCCAAAGGCUCCCAGGAGAUUCCCAAGCCCCUGUGGGCAGGCGUGGUGGACGGGACAUGUCACUGCUGCCACAUCCCCUUGUGUGUCCAGCCAAACCCUGCAAACCCAACAUCCUCCCCCAGAGCUUCCCCCUUCCCCUGCAGCUCUGCUGAGACCAGCAGCUGCUUCAUCCCACGGGCUGAGUUUGUUUUCCUCAUCCUCCCAUCCCAUGUGCUUCUCCUGGGGAUGAGAAAUCUCGGCAAUAUCCGUGUCAGCUCCAGCUGGAUGCCAAAGCCACCAGCCCAGCGUGGUUCCCAUGCCAGCCCCCAACGGGGCUGUAGGAGAAGCAGAGAUGUCUGAUCCAGCCUCUAAGUGCUGAAAAUUCCCUUGGGAUUUAUCCAGCUCAGCUCAUGCCUUAGGCCGGUGUGGAGGGAGCUGCCGCUGUGCCCUGGGACACUGAAGUGCCACCUGUCCCCAUCCCAACAGAGAGGAGAGAGGGGCAGAUCCCUGGCUGCAGAUCCCAGCAUCCCAUCUCCCCAGGAUCACACGGAUCAGCUGCCAUUCCCAGGGACGAUGGCGCUUCCCAACCUGUCCGAUUACCUGGACGGCCUCAACAAUAACUACAGCGACUACCCCGACUACACCUACGAGGACGCGGGCAGCGUGUGGGCAGACCCGGCCCACGACCCCAAGGACAUCACCAGGAUCCUGUCCGUCAUCAUCUACAGCGUGUCCUGCGUGCUGGGCAUCCUGGGCAACGGCCUCGUCAUCGCCAUCAUCACCCUCAAGAUGAAGAAGUCGGUGAACGCCGUCUGGUUCCUGAAUCUGGCCGUGGCCGACUUCCUCUUCAACAUCUUCCUGCCCAUCAACAUCGCCUACACGGCCAUGAGCUACCACUGGAUCUUCGGCACGGUCAUGUGCAAGCUCAACUCCUUCCUCCUCAUCCUCAACAUGUACACCAGCGUCCUGCUGCUCACCACCAUCAGCUUCGACCGCUACGUGUCCGUGGUGUUCCCGGUGUGGUCGCAGAACCACCGCUCCACCAACCUGGCCUACGGGGUCUGCGUGGUCAUCUGGACCCUGGGCAUCGUCAUGAGCUGCCCCUCGCUCGUCUUCCGGGACACGGCGCAGACCCGGAGCUCUGUGAUUUGUUUCAGCAAUUUCUCCCUCUCCAGGAAUAAAUCCUACGAAGGGCUGGCUCUGGUGAGGCACCGCACGGUGAACAUCACCAGGUUCCUGGCCGGCUACAUCCUCCCCAUCACCAUCAUCACCUUCUGCUACGUCGCCAUCGUCCUCAACCUGCGCCGCAACCGCCUGGCCAAGUCCAAGAAGCCCUUCAAGAUCAUUGUCACCAUCAUUGUCACCUUCUUCCUCUGCUGGAGCCCCUACCACCUGCUGAACCUGCUGGAGACGGUGCCCGGCGCGGUGCCCUGGUCCGUGUUUGAGAUCUUCAUCCCACUCACCACGGCUCUGGCAGCCUCCAACAGCUGCAUGAACCCCGUCCUCUACGUCUUCAUGGGCCAGGACUUCAAGAAGUUCAAGGUGACCCUCCUUUCCAGGCUGGUGAACGCCCUCAGCGAGGAGACAGGACACUCCAGCAUCGUGCACAGGAGCUUCUCCAAGGUCUCCUCCAUGACUGAGAAAGAGACAACGGUUGUGUAAACUCAGCCUGCAGGAGGGGCAGAAUCUCCUGGUGUUGGCGCUGUGAUGGUGACCAGCCCUGGUGUGGUCAAACAUUGUCCUGCACUGCCCAUUUUUGACUGGUGUUGCUGCCUGGGGGCUAGCAGGGGAUGGAGACCCCUUAAGGGAUGGAGAAGAUACAACCACCCUUGAUCCAGGAUUGCAAAAAUCCUCGUGCCAAACUAAACACAUUUUUGGGCUUUCCCUUCCAAACUGUGCAGUGCCUGAUGCAGGAAGGGCUUUCCUGGUGUUUCCAGAGUGCGGUGCAGGAUAUCAGGAAGGCAUCUCCUGUGCCAUGGCCAGAUUAGUGACACUCCUCUGUCCCAUGUCUGUGUGUGGCUCCUCAUGGUAAAUUCCUGAGGUAUUUUGGUACCAGAAGAAGGUGUUUGUGACUUUUUUUUGGGAGGCGUCCUUAUGAGGGGGUUGGAUUAUCCCACCUCAAAGAACUGGGAAGUCUCAAAUGUCUUCUAAACGACCCAGACCCAGGGCCACCUUCCAGUGUGGGGAUUGGGCUCAUGCACAGGGUCACCAGCAUGGAAAACUGGGAGAAGGAAGAGGGAAAGGUCAAUUUGAAAUGUGUUUUUUACCCUCCUUUUGAUGGGCACAUUCCACACGGUACAUCCUGCAGGAAAGGUGGGUGUUUGGGACCAGGAACAGGCCCAGGAGCUGGGAAUGAGCUUCUGGGGAGGACCUGCUGUCCCCUCCUGCACAUCUUGGGACACUCUGGGAAUCUCCUGGGAGACUCUGCUGCCACACACCGAUCUCUGCAGGAAAGGAUGAGCCACCACUUCAAUCCCGUUUCACACCCAGUUAAUUUGGGAGCUCCUUCUCCAUUAGAGCUCCUUCACCACAGCCCUGGUGUCACCCUCAUUUAUGUGUCACUCCCUGGAGCUGGAAUUAGGCAGCCCUCAGUAGCCCUUGGGGACAUUUCAGGAGGUCCCUCGGGAGGAUUUGUGCAGGUUUUGGCAGUUGAGAAUCUGCUCCCAAGUGCCCACAGGGGCCGAAAUAUUUAUUUAUAGCUUUCCUUGGAAAUCAGAAAAUGGAAAAUAAAAUGGAGAGACAUCUCCCAGGAAAAGGCAGGGAGCCAUUUCCAGGCAACAGAUCCUGGAAUCCUGUGGCAGGAGUGGAAUUUCAGAUUUCGGGAUUUCAGGAUUUCAGAUUUCAGGAUUUCAGGUUUUUCGGGAUUUCAGGAUGCCAGGAUUUCAGAAUUUCAGGAUCUCAGGAUUUCAGAUGGAUUAUCCAGCGUCCUCUCUGCCCUGGCACUCCUCGCUGCUCCACCUUGAUCUCAUCGCCUCCUCCAUGUGAUGGGACACUCAGCACCUGGAUUGUCCCUGUGUCUCCUGGGGUUGGGAUGCACCCUGGGGAGCACUGCCAAGCCCAGGGCUACUCCCAGCCCUGAUCCACAGAGAUUUUUCACCCCAAAUCCAUGCUGGAUCCAUACCCAUGGAAGAUGAGGUGCCUGAGGAGGCUGCAGGGCAUCUCUGGUGGUGGGAGGAGGCUCCUCUUGCUCAUUUUCCCCAGUAUUUAAUUAAUAUUGCUGGAAUGUUGCCAGGAUCCUAUUAGGAGUGGGAUGGGACAGAUGGACACACAGAACUUGCAGAGGAUCUGUUUAGGGAGCACUGGGAAUGGCAGGUACCCAGACCCAGCAGCUUCUGUGGCUUUUUGGGCUCAGGGUUUGGAGAAGGCCUGGGUGUGGAACAGUGGGAUGAAGCCUCAAGGGCUGGAUGCCAUCCCACAGCCCCUCAGGCUGGUGCUGGGAUGUUCAUAAUGGAUUCAGGAUUUUCCUCCCUAAUUCUGGUGUCUGUUUUUCCCAAGCCCAUCUGUUAUUACUCCAAACAGCUUUCAAAAAAAAAAAUUAAAUAAAUAAAAAAAGCAGUGCCUUGGUACUUACCCUGGGGUUAAAUCAUCCCUGUAAUGGCUGCUUGGCAAUCCCAAGUUUCCCAAAUAUUUGGGGGCAUCUUUGUAGCUGUUUUGCUUAUUUAAUAAAACCUCUGUUUUCCAGACAAA